AAAAAAGAAAAGCAAUGUAGCGGACGGACGUCGUUUCGACUUUUCUAUUCCGUCAUGCAAUAAUUUUUGUCAUUCAUGAAUUCGUCGUCAAAAAAUAAUUUAAAUGGUGUCACGUAUGUGAACAUUAGAUAAAAGUAGUUAUUAUAAUGUGUUAGUAUUUCAUUUUACAUAGUUCAACUUUAUAGAUCUUAUAUGAUAGGUGUGUGACAAGUUCAGUAAUGGUGGCCAUGUCAUGAAAAUCCCAACAGCCAUGGAUGAUAGCUCCGUAUCUCAUCACAACGGAGGGCAAGUGGGAUCUCAAAUUGGAGUCAGUGUAAAUAAUAAACAAAAUGAUGAACCUAGCCAAAGUGUCCAGUAUUCAAUACCGGGUAUCUUACAUUUUAUUCAACACGAAUGGGCGAGAUUCGAGCUCGAGAGAUCACAAUGGGAGGUGGAUAGAGCGGAAUUUAAGGCACAAAUCGCCUUUCUCCAAGGAGAAAGGAUGGGGCAGGAGAAUCUUAAAAACGACCUCGUGAGGCGAAUCAAAAUGCUAGAGUAUGCAUUGAAGCAAGAGAGAGCUAAGUUUCAUAAACUUAAAUAUGGGGUGGAGCUACAGCAAGGUGACAUACGGUCAGAGCCUGAGCCUCCGAUGGAGCCUAAGCCUCCUGUGGAUCCUGAACCAGCUGAGAGGGCUCAGUGGAAGCAGGGUCGUCAGCUUAUCAAACAGUACCUGCAGGAAAUAGGAUAUACUGAUACAAUACUUGACGUUCGUUCGAACCGAGUAAGGAACUUAAUCGGACUUAACAAUGAGGAGCAAAUGGAGCUCUACACAAAUUGUGAGAAACAACAAAGUGAUAGAUGUGACUAUUCCAUAAACUCUAUGGUUCGGAAAUAUGACUAUGGUAAAGAACAAAGAAAAGCGGUACCUUCUAGUGGCCGCUUUGGAGAAGAAGGGCUUUCUGUUCAAGAAACUGCUGCCGUGUUUGCCAACUUCGAAUUUUUGGCCAACCAAGAGAUGGACAUGGAUGAAAUUGAUGACUUAGAUGCUAAACAACCUCACCAUGCACCUGGUAAACAAGGAGAAGAGGUGGAUCAUGAAAGUGAAGAGGUACUGAAUGAAUUGAACACGCUCACAGAAAGCGAAGUAGACGGCGGUGGUCAAGGUGACGAGUACCCAGUUGUGAAAUUCCCUGGCGGUACAUCGGGUGGUCCAGUUCCGGCGGGUGUUGGUGGUGAGUCAGACGAGGAGCCGCUAGCGUUGGGCGAGCUCGCGCAGCUGACAGUCAGCAACGAGCCCGAGGCUUAUGACGUCGCCAGCGCCAACAAGGAGUCCUUCCGGAAGACGUGGAACGCUAAAUACACGCUGCGAUCGCACUUUGAUGGGGUCCGAGCGUUAGCUUUCCAUCCAUCCGAAGCGGCUUUAGUGACCGCCUCCGAGGAUCACACAUUGAAGCUGUGGAACCUUCAACGUACAGUUCCGGCGAAGAAGUCCGCCAGUUUGGAAGUGGAACCGCUUUAUACGUUCCGUGCGCACACUGGGCCCGUGCUCUGUCUCGCGAUGGGCGCUCCACGUUCCGAAGAAUGUUUCUCCGGCGGGCUCGAUGGCACUAUACGCGUGUGGAAUCUGCCACCGCCGACCGCAGACCCUUAUGAUCCUUACGACCCGGCUGUGCAGGGUCCGGUGUUGCGCGAGCACACGGACGCGGUGUGGUCGCUGGCGGCGGCUCACGGGCGGCUGCUGUCCGCGUCGGCGGACGGCACGGCGCGCCUGUGGGCGCCGCGCGUGCCCCGCCCCCUGCUGUCCACGCUGAGGGACGAGCAGGCGGCCGCCGCGCCCGCCGCCGCCGAUUUCGCGGACUCGGCCACGCGCGCCGCCGUCGUGUACGUGGACGGCACGCUCGUGCUCUACGACCUGGAGACGGGACAGGCGGUGUUGCGCGUGCCGUGCGACAGCGGCGCGACCCGUGUGCGCGCCCACCCGACGCGGUCGCUGCUGGUGACCGCGCACGAGGACCGGCACAUCAGGUUCUGGGACGCGGUGUCCGGCCGGUGCGCGCACGCGAUGGUCGCCCACCUGGACGCGGUCACCGGCCUCGCGCUAGACCCCAACGGCCUGUUCCUGCUGUCCGGCUCGCACGAUUGCUCGGUGCGCCUCUGGAACCUGGACACGAAGACCUGCGUCCAGGAGAUCACCGCCCACCGCAAGAAGUUCGACGAGAGCAUCCUCGACGUCGCGUUCCAUCCGCUCCGGCCGUACAUCGCCAGCGCCGGCGCCGACUGCCUCGCUAAAGUCUUCGUUUGAGCGAGCGAUAUUAUUUAUAUAUAUAUAAAUAAGCUAUAUAUAUAUAUAUAAAA
This is a messenger RNA of Diatraea saccharalis (sugarcane borer), 2334 nucleotides long. The record is from the annotation of a GenBank genome assembly. NCBI's taxonomy places the organism in Eukaryota, Metazoa, Arthropoda, Insecta, Lepidoptera, Crambidae.